Molecule: messenger RNA, 258 nt
Organism: Leptosia nina
Lineage: Eukaryota; Metazoa; Arthropoda; Insecta; Lepidoptera; Pieridae
Source: the annotation of a GenBank genome assembly
AUGUCUCGUUUAUUAGCUGCAGUUUUUCAACCUUUAAGGCAAGGGUUUUCUUUCACUCAGCCUGUAUUUAAUAGUCUGGUUAGGCCAGAAACAUCUUUGUUGUCACUUAUACGAACCAAAGUACGCUGUUAUUUCCCACGACCAAAUGAAGUCCGAAGAGUUCGUAGACAUGGAUGGGAAUUUAGAAUGUCCAGUCAUAAUGGUCGAAGAACGCUUAUGAGAAGAAUUUUAAAAGGUCGUCAUGUGAUAAGUCAUUAG